Messenger RNA from Pyrgilauda ruficollis (rufous-necked snowfinch), 1203 nucleotides. It is a transcript of the gene FOXL2, whose product is annotated as forkhead box L2. Bases 1 to 924 code for a protein of 307 amino acids. Gene Ontology annotation, molecular function: RNA polymerase II cis-regulatory region sequence-specific DNA binding; DNA-binding transcription factor activity, RNA polymerase II-specific. The record is from RefSeq and is a predicted model, not a curated record. The transcript has a single exon. Gene Ontology annotation, biological process: anatomical structure morphogenesis; cell differentiation; regulation of transcription by RNA polymerase II. Lineage: Eukaryota; Metazoa; Chordata; Aves; Passeriformes; Passeridae.
AUGAUGAGCAACUACACGGACGGCGAGGAGGACACGGUGGCGCUGCUGGCUCAUGACAGCGGCGGCAGCAAGGAGCCGGAUCGGGGCAAGGAGGAACUGAGCGCGGACAAGGGCCCCGAGAAGCCGGACCCCUCGCAGAAGCCCCCCUAUUCCUACGUGGCCCUGAUCGCCAUGGCCAUUCGGGAGAGUGCGGAGAAGAGGCUUACGCUGUCCGGGAUCUACCAGUACAUCAUCAGCAAGUUCCCUUUCUACGAAAAGAACAAGAAAGGCUGGCAGAACAGCAUCCGCCACAACCUCAGCCUCAACGAGUGCUUCAUCAAGGUGCCCCGGGAGGGCGGCGGCGAACGCAAGGGCAACUACUGGACCCUGGACCCCGCCUGCGAGGACAUGUUCGAGAAGGGCAACUACCGCAGAAGACGAAGGAUGAAACGGCCUUUCCGGCCGCCUCCGACCCACUUCCAGCCGGGCAAGACCCUCUUCGGCCCCGACAGCUACGGCUACCUGUCCCCGCCCAAGUACUUGCAGUCCACCUUCAUGAACAACUCGUGGCCGCUGGCGCAGCCCCCCGCGCCCAUGCCCUACACGUCCUGCCAGAUGUCUGGUGGGAACGUCAGCCCUGUCAAUGUGAAAGGACUCUCGGGCCCGGCGUCCUACAGCCCCUACUCGCGGGUGCAGAGCAUGGCGCUGCCCAGCAUGGUGAACUCCUACAACGGCGUGGGCCACCACCACCACCACCACCCGCACGCCCACCACCCCCAGCAGCUCAGCCCGGCCAGCCCCGCGCCGCCCGCGGCCCCGGCGGCAAACGGAGCCGGCCUCCAGUUUGCCUGCGCCCGUCAGCCCGCCGAGCUGUCCAUGAUGCACUGUUCUUACUGGGAGCACGACAGCAAACACAGCGCCCUGCACUCCCGCAUAGACAUCUAGGGAGGCUCCGGCCAGCCGCCGUCACAGCAAUGCACCGGCCCCGCUGCCCCUCUCCUACCCCGCCGCGUUCCCCUGCGCUCCGCGUCUCUCCUCCUCGUCUCUAGUCACGGACUUCCCUCUCUCUGUGCCCAAACUCUAGCGGUGGGGAAAUAGCAGCUUUGCCCCGCGCGUAGUGUCAGUGUAGGACCGUCCCUCCAUGAGAAGAAAGCAGUGUAAGUGUGGGGGUUCCCCGCGGGGCUGCGCCGGGCAGCGGCGGCCGGGCCGCCUCUCUCCGGGCGA